Messenger RNA from Penicillium expansum, 1662 nucleotides. Its product is annotated as Zinc finger, CHY-type. Bases 1 to 1662 code for a protein of 553 amino acids. Gene Ontology annotation, cellular component: nucleus. Gene Ontology annotation, biological process: ubiquitin-dependent protein catabolic process; protein ubiquitination. NCBI's taxonomy places the organism in Eukaryota, Fungi, Ascomycota, Eurotiomycetes, Eurotiales, Aspergillaceae. Gene Ontology annotation, molecular function: ubiquitin protein ligase activity; zinc ion binding. The transcript has 5 exons. The record is from RefSeq and is a predicted model, not a curated record.
AUGGAUGGCCGAAACUUGCAACCGGAGGGCACUCAAUCCGUGACCCACAACACACCCACCUCCAUCCAAAACAUAGCUGCGACCACAGACGGCUCAUACGAUCCCACCCAUGAAAUCAACGUCACCGUGCAGCCGGACAAUUUAUCGAAUCCACAGCCUUCACACCCCAAUGAGGCGCUGAACUCGCAUAAUGAGCCACAACCUGCAGCUUCAGCGAUAUCCAUCAGCGAGCCUCGGCGAUCUUUGGACAAUGCCUUUGAUCCGGAGGGAUUGGCGCAUUCUUCGCUUCCGGCGGAUGAUGGGAUGGGAGUUCUGAGAAGCAAGAUCAUCGCAAUCAGGGAUUUGCGGCUCACCAAUGUUGAAAAGGCGCGAAUGGUUCACGGUCUAAUGACAGAAGGUUACAACUCGGCCCGUGAGCUUCCAAGCACCCCUGGCAUGGGGGUUUUCUCACCUCCAUCGAGCCCACAAAGCUUAGGACUGCCAACAAACCAAGAGACUCCCCGGGCCUGGGAGAUCAAUACUUCUAGACCGGGCUCACCAUACUCUGAAUCAGUUCCUCUAUACGAGAACACCUUCAAUCUCACACCUGAAGAUCUGCAACCCACUUUCGUGCCCAAGGCAGAAACAGAGCCACCAGAACUUGAGACUGGGGAUGAAGACCGUGACACAGAAGAACAAGAAGAGAUCAUUCUAGGAUGUGUGCAUUAUCAGCGCAAUGUCAAACUUGAGUGCCACACUUGCAAAAAAUGGUAUACCUGCCGCUUCUGCCAUGACGCAGUGGAAGACCACUCUCUCGUUCGUCGAGACACCGAAAAUAUGCUUUCAACAAGAGCAUCUAUCAUUGCAGCGACUGCGGUAUAUGUCGAAUUGGACAGGGACUGGGAAAAGAUUUUUUCCAUUGCCAGACAUGCUCUCAAGACCAUCACCAACAUGGAAUCGACAUUCCGAAACCUGGAUCGCACCAUUGAGAGUCAGCCUAUGCCCGUCGAGUUCAAAGACACCAAAGGCCUUAUUUACUGCAACGAUUGCGGUUCAAAGUCAGUUGUCAAGUAUCAUUGGCUCGGCUUAAGAUGUGAUUUAUGUGAGUCGUACAAUACGGCCCAACUUCGCAUUUUGCACGGAGAUAUGUCUUCUCAACCCGAGGAAGACUCCGAGGAAGGAGGUCUUCCUCGGCCUCGGUCAUCUUCACUCAUUGAAAACGAUGACUCGAUGUCGUCUUCAGUGGCAACAUUAAAUGUCAAUAACACAUCGGAUUCUCAUUCACGGCUCAGUGUCCCUAUGUCCUCCGAACCCGUCAGACGAUACUCAUCCUACAACAUUACACGAGGCCGUGCUGUCUCGCCCGUCGUCAGUAACUACUUUGGACUGCCGGCUGAGCGUGAAUCAGAAAAACCUUCAUCUAUGCCCUUCUUUGGAGGUCCAUCUCGUGGCGAGAAUGAAGACUAUGGAGCAUUGAAUUUCUUAAGCAAGAAGCUUACAUACCGAUAUGGACUGUUUGGUGGUGAGACUAAAUCAACUGAAAACGUAUUGGAAGCUGGGAAGGAAGAAGAUGACGGUGAGUCUUCUGACUCGGCUGAAUCGGAUGGUUCUCAUGGCACCGAGAACGACGACGACGACGAAGAGGAAGAUCAAGAUCAUAUUCAAAUUUUCGGUCAUCAAUGA